AUGGAUCUCAUCGAUGAUCGCGCAGUCCUUGACGAUGAAGAAGACGAUGAAUCUUUUGAUGAAGAGACUGGCGAAGUCAGAGAAAAGUCCAACGGAGCUAACGGUCAUUUUGAUGACUCCUCCGAGGAAGAAGAGGAUGAUGACGACGAAGAAGCUGCAGCGGAGGUCGCCAAAGGUUUCAUCGUCGACGAGGAUGAAGACGAUGAAGAGACUCGUCGAGAGCGAAGACGCGAACGAAAGAAGCGGCGCCGCGAAGAACGUGAAGAUGAAGGGCUUGAUGAGGAAGAUCUCGAGUUGAUUGGGUUGAAGCCUGCGGAAGAGGCGCCGGAACCAAAAUUCAAGAGACUGAAGCGUGGGCCUCGUGAAGACCGUGACGUACAGCAGCCCUACGGUGUCAAUGACAUUUUUGGCCACUCGGACGAAGAAGAGGAGGCUGUUGACUACAGCCGACGAACAAGUCGUCCGGACCGCCGUGGCUUGCAGGACGAGUUUGAUGACUUCAUUGAAGAGGAUGUGUUUUCGGAUGAGGAGCAACAGCGGCAACUGGAAGAUGAAGAGGUGGCCCGUCCCAAUCGACGUGGGCUGCCAGAUUUGGGUAUUGCAGAUGCAGCUGGUCUCGACGAGCAGGCGCUCGAGGAUUUCCGUGCUGCCUUCGGUGACGGAACUGACUACGACUUCGCGCUUGAGAAAGAAGACGAGGCCGAUGAAGAGGAGGCCGAAAGAGACAAGCACUUGGACCUCAAGGAUGUCUUUGAGCCUUCACAGCUGGCCGAGAAAAUGUUGACCGAUGAAGACAACACCAUUCGAUACACCGAUGAGGCCGAACGGCACCAACUUGCAAGAAAGCCAUAUCGCCACGUUGAACUGAGUGAAGACGAAUUCAAGGAAGAGGCCGUUUGGAUUUCCAAUCUCAUGCUUCCGAGCAAACAAUUCAAUGCAGACCUUCAUGAACCCUUUCGACGAGCGGUUGCACAGGUCUUGGAGUUCUUGGUUCGAGAUGAUUACGAAGUUCCCUUCAUCUUCCAGAAUCGGAAAGAUUACCUCCUCCACGUUGUUCAGAGAGUUGUUGGGAGGGAAGAAGAUGGAACUCCACGGACGGUAUCAGAUGCGACCAGACUCCUCGUCCAACGCGACUUAUGGCAAAUAUUCGAGCACGACCUCAAAUAUCGAGCGCUUAUUGAGAAGAGACAGGCAUUACGGAAGGCCUACGAAGAUUUAAAAUCAGUUAACAUCCCCGAGGACGUUAUGUUUCAGGAAAUGCUACCGUUGGCCGCUACCAUGGAGGAACUUCAGGAUCUCCAGGAUUACCUCUACUUCCAAUACGCGUCACGGCUCAAAGAUUUAGCACUCACAUCCCACGGUGAGACCAACGGCAUCAAUAUGUCCCAAAAAAAGGCGGCGACCAAGACGGUCUAUGAAGAAAUCCGAGGAGCAAAAGCAUAUGGUCUUGUUCGCGCUUUUGGUAUUACCGCGGACGCAUUCGCCCAAAACGCGGCCCGAAAAGGCGUCCGAACUUACACGGAGGAUCCCACUGAUAAUCCUGAGAAUCUUGCCGACACCUUUAUCGACGGCGAGUUCCCCACGGGCUCGAGAGUGCUCAAAGCGGCGAAAUCCAUGUUUAUCGAAGAACUCGUGAUGAGCCCAAGAUUUCGAGGUCUGAUCCGGGAGAAUGUCUACAAAGAGGGAGUGAUUGACUGUCAUCGGACUGAGAAAGGUCUCAGAAAGAUUGACGAGCAACACCCUUACUAUGAAUUCAAGUACCUACGAAACCAGAAUUUUGGCUCGUUUUUCCAGCGGCCAGAUUUGUUUUUGAAAAUGUUGAAAGCUGAGGAAGAAGGCCUCGUCGAAAUCCAAGUCAGACUACGGAACAAUGAAAAUUUCAAGAAGCAGCUCAACAAGCACAUCGAGACUGACAAUUACUCGAACGUGGCGGAUGCUUGGAAUGCUGAACGCCGCGAAGUCAUCUCGGUCGCUGUGGACAAGGUGAUGAAGCUCAUGGGUCGACUGGUCAAAGAGAACCUGAAAGAACAGUGCGAAAAUAAUAUCGGUGUCGAAUGCCGCGAGGAGUUCAAUCAGAGACUGGACCAAGCCCCUUAUCAACCCAGAGGAAUGAAGAAGGGCACCACUCCGCGCGUCCUAACGCUGUCUAAUGGAGGGGGUGUCCCUGGACGUGACAUGAUUUAUUGGGCAUUUGUCAACGACGAUGGCCGGGUUCUCGAACAUGGUCGGUUUAAGGAACUAGGCCCCGGCGAUCGAGAACGCGGCAUUCCGGAUGGUAAAGAUGUGGAGGCUCUCCUGGAGGUCAUCCGACGGAGAGAACCAGAAGUCAUUGGAGUAUCCGGAUGGUGCCCCGAUACGCGGAAACUCCAUUCAAACCUGGUGACGUUGGUUAAAAACCACGACCUUCAUGGCCCAACAUUUUCAGACGAGGACGACCGAGACCGAAGCGAACUCUUGGAGGUGGUAAUGGUCAACGACGAAGUUGCGCGAAUGUAUCAGACGAGUGAUCGAGCGAAAUUGGAUCAUCCGGGAUUUCCACAACUGGCACUUUACUGCGUCGCUCUGGGAAGAUAUCUACAAGAUCCUCUGAAGGAAUAUGCAGCUUUGGGUCGAGACAUUGUUUCGGUCAGUUUUCAUCCCGCCCAGAACCUCCUCCCUCAAGAGAAAUUGUUGAAAAAGCUGGAGAUGGCUCUGGUCGACAACGUCAACAUGGUUGGAGUCGAUCUCAAUGAGGCCGCUAGUGACACUGCCGUUGCAAAUCUCCUUCCAUAUGUGGCCGGUCUCGGUCCCCGCAAAGCUUCACAUCUUCUCAAAGUGAUCCAUCUCAAUGGCGGUUACGUCAAUACACGUGAAGAUUUGCUCGGGAUCAACGACUUACAUGCGGCGAUGGGAUUCAAAGUCUGGAGUAAUGCCGCCGCCACGUUGUACAUUCAGUUUGAUCCAUCGGAACCCACGUCGGAAUAUUUGGACAACACGCGGGUCCAUCCCGAAGAUUACGAUAUUGCUCGCAAAAUGGCCGCCGACGCUCUCGAACUGGACGAAGAAGAUAUCGAGGCUGAGAGACAGGAAGGUGGAUCGGGAGCGAUCGUCCGACGUCUCAUCCGAGAGGAAGCACAAGAGCGAGUGAACGAUCUGGUCCUCGAGGAGUAUGCUGAGCAGCUAGAGAAGAACCUCAAUUCGAAGAAGCAUACGACCUUGGAGAACAUUCGAGCGGAACUCAUCGAACCCUACGAGGAACUGAGAAAUCCGUUCCGCAGCAACCUGGGAGAAUCAGAGAUAUUUACAAUGCUAACCGGGGAGACCAGAGAUUCGCUUCAAAGAGGCAUGAAUGUGCCUAUCUCCCUGAAGAAGAUCACCGACAUGCACGUCGAAGGAAAACUGGAUUCCGGAUUGGACGCGGUUGUCGAGGAGGGUCAAUGGGCGGACAGUACGGUCUCACCAAAGCAACUUUACACGCUCCACCAGACCGUUCAAGCUCAUAUCACGGCGAUCAAUCGAAAAGAAUUCACCGUGAGUGUCAGCUUAAGAGACGAUCUGUUGAAAAAGCCAUUCAAGAGGUACAACCAUAGCGACCGGAGUUACGACGAAUGGGAUGACCGAGAAGAGGCCGCAGAUAAGAAACUUCUGGAAGAGAAGACAGAUUCAGGUAAUCGUGCCGCCAGGGUUAUCAAACACCCUCUGUUUCGACCUUUCAAUGCCAAACAAGCAGAAGAAUACUUGGGCAGCCAAAAUCGCGGUGAUGUUGUGAUUCGACCAUCAUCGAAAGGCACAGACCAUCUCGCGGUGACGUGGAAAGUCGCCGAUGGAAUCUUCCAGCACAUUGACGUGCUUGAGUUGGAUAAAGAAAACGAGUUCUCCCUCGGCCGGACGUUGAGAAUCGGUGGUCGGUACAACUACUCGGACUUGGACGAAUUGAUCGUGCUACACGUGAAAGCCAUGGCCCGCAAAGUGGAUGAGAUGUGUGGCAACGAAAAAUUCCAAGACAAGUCCAAAGCGGCAUUGGAAGAGUGGCUGACGACCUACACCAACGCCAACCCUAAACGAUCAAUGUAUCAAUUCUGCAUCAACCGAGAACGACCUGGCCAAUUUCAUCUCGUCUUCAAAGCCGGUCAGAAUGCCAAACUAAUGGACUGGGCUGUGAGAGUCAUUCCUCAGGGGUUCGAACUGAUGAAGCAACCAUAUCCUACUAUGCGAGAUCUGUGCAACGGGUUCAAAUUGAUUUUCCAGAACAUGCAUGAAGCGGCGACCAUGGGGAGAGGAGUGAGAAGAUGA
Rhinocladiella mackenziei CBS 650.93 is the source of this 4272-nucleotide messenger RNA. RefSeq lists its product as uncharacterized. Lineage: Eukaryota; Fungi; Ascomycota; Eurotiomycetes; Chaetothyriales; Herpotrichiellaceae. The record is from RefSeq and is a predicted model, not a curated record. Gene Ontology annotation, biological process: mRNA transcription by RNA polymerase II; nucleosome organization; transcription elongation-coupled chromatin remodeling. Gene Ontology annotation, cellular component: transcription elongation factor complex. Bases 1 to 4272 code for a protein of 1423 amino acids. Gene Ontology annotation, molecular function: histone binding; DNA binding; nucleosome binding. The transcript has 3 exons.